AAAGGAUUAAAAAUGUAAUAUAUGUUAAAAAAAAAAUUCGCAUUUUUUGGGUCGUAAUUUUCCUUACCGCAGAGAGAUCUGUAGGCCGUAUAGAGCGGCCGAGCUUCCAUUCCCUCUCCUCUUUCCCUUCUUUGCUCAAUCGCUCUCUCUCUUUCUUUCUCUCUCUCUCUUCCUCUUUCUCUCUCGAUCGCUCUCUUUAUCUCUCGAUCGCGGGUUCUCUCUCUCUUUCUCUAUAUCAAUGGAGAUUUGAGAAGGUUUUGAUCAUCGUCGUCGUCCUCGUCGUCGUCGGGGAGUUGGAGGAGAAGGAGGAGAUCGAUAAUGGCGGCGUGGGAAGCUCUGGACGCAUUUUUGGCAGGGACGAGCAAAGCUUUUGUUACUCCCAUCGCCAUUUUCGUUCAGAUCCAGGGAUGUGUAAUUUGUUUAACUCUUGCCGUUGGAUGGUGUUUUGCUGCCUUUGUCAGGAAUAGAGUAAUACGACGCAUGAAGCAUAAUAUUGAAGGUGGUAACCCUUUCGCAUUUAUAUGUGAGGAUAUAAAUGAUCUUGAGCACUCGGCUCAGCUAAACUUGCCUAGAGUGUCAGUUGUCAUGCCUUUGAAGGGCUUUGGAGAACACAAUUUGCAAAACUGGAGAAGUCAAAUCACUUCUCUUUACGGAGGACCAGUCGAGUUCAUUUUUGUAGUAGAAAGUACUGAUGAUCCUGCAUACAAUGCUGUAUCUCUACUAAUCUCAGAGUUCAAGGAUAACAUUGAUGCGAAGGUUGUUAUAGCUGGAUUGUCAACAACAUGCAGCCAGAAAAUCCAUAAUCAGUUAGUUGGUGUUGAAAGGAUGCAUAAGGACAGCAAGUAUGUAUUAUUUUUGGAUGAUGAUGUUAGGCUGCAUCCAGGAUCAAUUGGAGCCCUAACAGCAGAAAUGGAGAAGAACCCAGAGAUAUUUAUUCAAACUGGAUAUCCUCUUGAUUUGCCCUCUGGGAGCUUGGGUAGUUACUGUAUUUAUGAAUAUCACAUGCCUUGUUCAAUGGGAUUUGCAACUGGAGGGAAAACUUUCUUUUUAUGGGGAGGUUGCAUGAUGAUGCAUGCUGAAGAUUUUAGAAAAGAUUUAUAUGGUAUCGUUAGUGGACUACAAGAUGGUGGAUACUCAGAUGAUAUGACGCUAGCAGCGAUUGCUGGGCAAUACAAAAGGCUUAUAUCUUCACCACCUGUUGCUGUGUUUCCUCAUCCCCUUGCAAGUGAUCUUAGCUUCUCAAGGUACUGGAAUUACCUUAGGAAGCAGACAUUUGUCCUUGAAUCCUAUGUAUCAAGAGUUAACUGGCUGAUGAACCGUGCGCUCUUUUCUUCACAUUGCUACUUGUCCUGGGGAUUUGUGUGGCCAUACUUUAUGGCAAUGAUUCAUGUUGCAACAGCGCUAAGAGCACCAUAUAGUGAGCGGUUAUCAACAGAAGUGUCUGACUCAUCUUGCGGUUUGCUGCUCGCUGGAUGCCUGCUUGUCUGCACUCUCAUAGAACUUACUUCAAUGUGGAACCUGACAAAAGUGGAGAUUCAAUUGUGCAACAUAUUAUCCCCGGAGGGGCCAAGAGUCUCACUUGGUUCAUAUAAUUGGGGACUUGUAUUUCUUGCUAUGCUGGUAGAUAACUUCUUGUACCCUAUUUCUGCCAUGCGAUCUCAUUUUUCACAGUCAAUAAACUGGUCUGGCAUUCGGUAUUACUUGAAAGAUGGAAAAAUUAACAAGAUUGAGAGAUUAAAAGAGAAUGGUUCAAACUAUACUGAUCUCGGAGGAAAACACUUAUAUCGGAAAAUGAUUUGCCCCCCGAAAACUUCCUUCCUCAGCUCCUUAUCAAGAAGUUUGGUGCAAUGGCGCCAGCCGAAGAAGUACGACAGCUAGUGUUAAAUCAGGAAUCGAAGCUCUCAUUUCUCGUUCUUUGCAGGCAUUUUGUUGAAUGUUUUUUUUCUUCCUCUUUCCCCCCUUAUUGUUAUUUAUUUGUCCAUUUUGAUUUAGUUGAUUUAUUCUUAUGGUGUAUUUUUGUUGCAUUCACCUUGUAGGGCAUGUAUUGCGUAGUCUCUGUAACAUUGUAGUUGAUAUUCAUGGAAACAGUAAAAUGGUCACCCAAUUUUUUUUCCCGUU
Messenger RNA from Ananas comosus (pineapple), 2118 nucleotides. RefSeq lists its product as uncharacterized. Gene Ontology annotation, cellular component: membrane. The record is from RefSeq and is a predicted model, not a curated record. The transcript is spliced from 14 exons. Gene Ontology annotation, molecular function: ceramide glucosyltransferase activity. Bases 319 to 1878 code for a protein of 519 amino acids. Gene Ontology annotation, biological process: glucosylceramide biosynthetic process. NCBI's taxonomy places the organism in Eukaryota, Viridiplantae, Streptophyta, Magnoliopsida, Poales, Bromeliaceae.